AUGACAAUCAUAAUUCAGGGCGACAAUGAAUUUGCCAGUUAUAAGCAGUUGGAAUAUUCAAUACCAUUUCAGGGUUAUCGACGAUGGGUAGCAUUUGCUUAUAUGGGUGUUAAUGCUAUUGGAUUCGCUGCUAAUUUCUGGGUAUUAUACACUGUUGCACCAUUGCUUUUUUCCGCCACUGUUAAAGUACCAAAGAGUAUUCUAUUUUAUAUCAUAACAUUAUGCAUUUCUGACCUAAUGAUAAUGAUUGGAAUGCUUUUUCUAAUAAUCGAUAUAGUUGUUGGUACAUGGAAAUUUAGCACAUUCUCAUGCGUGGUAUAUCUUGUCUUCGAAGCAAUGAAUAAAUUUGUUGCACCUGUAAUUGUGGUACUAAUCAGUCGGACAUGCUAUGUUACGGUAUGUCUCGAUCCAAAAAGUCGACGAAUAGCUGCUAGUUUAAAAUAUGCAAUAGCACAAGUAAUUGCAUCAAUGGCGCUUGUAAUGAUAAUGUUAUGGCCUGUUUUUGCAUAUAGCCAAGUAUCAACGCUUUAUUUCAAUGCUAAUAUCACCAUAAAAACUGUUAAUGUACUAAGAAAAUGUACCUUUAUGCCACCGUCUGAGAUCGAACUUGGUUUUGGUAUUGUAUCAUGUAUUGCAAGUUAUGCUAUACCAUUAGGUGGUAUGAUCUAUUGGUAUGUCUCAGUACCAUUUUUCUUAAGGCGACAUGCUGGUAAUUCACUCGCUACUAGCAAUUGUAAUGCAGCCCCAUUACGUCGACUUAUAGCAACGGUAUUAGUGCUUACCGUAAUUUAUGUAUCUUGUUGGUCACCAUAUUGGUUGAGUAUUUUUGCGCAUAAAUUUAUAAAUAGGAUGAGCCGAGCAGUUGUGAUAGCAUCAUACUACAUUCAUCUAUUACCGUAUAUAAGUUGCUCCGCAUAUCCGGUAAUAUUUACACUCCUGAAUCCGCGCAUUAAAAUGGCUCGUGCUCAAAUGCAUUGGCAUCAAAAGCGAAGAAAGUUCACAAUCGAAUCAUCCCAAGUUACCGAACAAUAUUCAAAGUAA
Loa loa (African eye worm) is the source of this 1041-nucleotide messenger RNA. RefSeq lists its product as hypothetical. Lineage: Eukaryota; Metazoa; Nematoda; Chromadorea; Rhabditida; Onchocercidae. Gene Ontology annotation, cellular component: membrane; neuron projection. The record is from RefSeq and is a predicted model, not a curated record. Bases 1 to 1041 code for a protein of 346 amino acids. Gene Ontology annotation, molecular function: peptide binding; G protein-coupled receptor activity. The transcript is spliced from 7 exons. Gene Ontology annotation, biological process: G protein-coupled receptor signaling pathway.